Bathycoccus prasinos is the source of this 3576-nucleotide messenger RNA. RefSeq lists its product with no specific name. The coding region runs from base 1 to 3576 and encodes 1191 amino acids. Gene Ontology annotation, cellular component: RQC complex. Gene Ontology annotation, molecular function: tRNA binding; ribosomal large subunit binding. Gene Ontology annotation, biological process: ribosome-associated ubiquitin-dependent protein catabolic process; rescue of stalled cytosolic ribosome. The record is from RefSeq and is a predicted model, not a curated record. NCBI's taxonomy places the organism in Eukaryota, Viridiplantae, Chlorophyta, Mamiellophyceae, Mamiellales, Bathycoccaceae. The transcript has a single exon.
AUGGGGAAAGAACGCUUCUCCGCCUUCGACGUGUGCGCGGAAGUGUCCUGCUUGAGACGCUCGAUUUUAGGCUUAUGGUGCGUACAAAUCUACGACGGCACGGAGAAGAACUCGUUACUCUUGAAAUUCAACGAACCAGCGGCAUCUUCUGAGGAGAGGACGGGAGGAAUCCGCGGCGGCGAAGUGAGCGAAGCGAGGAAAGUGAACCUUCUCGUCCAACCUGGAGUGAAACUGCUCGUAACGAGAUACGCGAAACCAUCGACAUCGAGCGGUAAAAGCGAUGGGAAUGGGAGUAAAGAACAACAAAGUGGAGGCCCGUCGAACUUUGUGCAAAAACUGCGGAAACACGUGAAGCAGAAACGGUUGAACGAUAUCCGACAGCUCGGGAUGGAUCGCGCGGUGUUGUUGACGUUCGGGGCGAACGAGACGGAGACGAAGUUGGUGGUGGAAUUGUACGCGAGCGGGAACGCGGUUCUGUGCGAUAGGGAGUUUAUGGUGAUGACGUUGUUGAGGUCUCACGUGGAUAAGAGGAAGAACUUGAGGAUACUGGGGAAAAGGAGGUACCCGGUGGAGCGGUUUCGAGCGUUUCGGAUGCCGACGAGAGAGGCGUGGGAAGACGCGCUGAGAGGGGUGUACCAGGAAGAGGAAAGAGCGGUAGAUUUAGACGAAGACGAAAUGGAAGACGAAAAAGCGUACGAGGAGGAGAAGAAGAGAAGAGAGUCAGAGCGGUUGGCGAAUAUCCGCGCGCCGCAAACGUUGCGAGAGUGCUUGUGUCGCGGAUUUUCGUUCGCGCCGGCGCAGUGCGAACACGUCGCGGCGAAAGCCGGCGUAGAGAAAGGCAUGCUCGCACCACUCCCUCUCGAGAGCGAGGACGUGAAAGGAAAAAUUUUCGAGAGCAUAGAAGAAGAGUUUCGUUGGUUUCGAGACGUGACGCAAGGGAACGUGUUUCCAAUUCCCGAGGUGACUUGCAAAGCGCUGACGAUGGAAUUGUUGACAUCGUCGUCGGGAAAAGAAGAAGACAAAGGGAAGAAGAAAGAACCACAAAUUGUCGAGGUAUUCGAGGACUUCUCUCCGCACCCGAUGAAACAAAACGAAAACAGGAAAACGGUCUCGAUCGACGAGAUUUUAGGUAGGGAUAGUAGUGGAGAAGAAAAAGAGGAGCAAAACGUGUUCAACGACGUUUUGGACGAGUACUACGCGAAGCUCGAGUUACAACAAGGCGUCGUGCAAAGAAAUCGCGCGGAAGCGCAAGCGUUGAAGAAAUUCGAGAAACUGAAGAAAGAUCAAGAGAACAGGUUGAAAGUUCUCGAACGCGACGCGGAAAAAGAAAUGCAGAGAGCGGAACUGAUCUCUCGGAACGUGGAUGAUGUGGCGAACGUGUUAAACGCGGUCAACGACGCGUUGGCGAGCGGGAUGGCGUGGGACGAUUUAGAAUCUAUGAUUCACGAAGAGAAAAGGAGAGGCAAUCCAGUCGCGAAGUUCAUUUCGAGCUUAGAUUUGAAGAACAACCAAGUGACGAUAAAGCUCGCUCCGAAAGAGGACGUUGAGAUUGACGAAACGACCGGCGAGGAAGUCGUCGUGAAGAAGCACAAACCGAUCGACAUCCCGCUCGAUUUGAGUUUAUCGGCGUUCGCGAAUUGCAACGCGCGUUUCGACCUGAAGAAAAAACACGAUACGAAACUUGACAAGACGGCUAAACACCACGACAGAGUCGUUUCGGACGCAGAGAAGAAAGCGUUGAUGAAAAUAGAGACUUUGAGAGAGAAAGCCCUUCCAGGCGCGAAAGCCGCGCGAACGCCGUUUUGGUUCGAAAAGUUCAUCUGGUGGGUCACCUCGGAGAAUUGUUUAGUUUUACACUCGACCGAUAACACGCAAGCAGAAAUGCUGUUCGCGAAAUACGCGAACAGAGCGGAAACUGGGAACGAUUGCUUCAUCUUUUGCGACGAAAACGGCGCGCCGGCGAUUACGCUCGUCAAACCGCCGCCGCGAUAUUCCUCGGCGAAUGGUAACGGCGAAAGCGCUACUACGCUGAAAGUGCCCUCUCUUUCACUCGCACAAGCUGCGCAGGCUACCGUCGCGAGAAGUGAGUGUUGGGCCAAGAAACGGUCCGCGUCGGCGUGGUGGGCGAGAGCGCGAGAUAUCUCCAAGCGUCGAUGGGACCUACCGGAAGAUGCCAGUUUGCUCCCGAGCGGUAGUUUUGCUCUCGUGAAAGGAGCGCGCAAGAAGUUCUUACCGCCGGCGAAACCGGAAAUGGGUUUCGGUUUACUUUUUGCCGUCGUCGCGAGUGGUGAAAAUACAUCCAGUCACGAAAAAGAGCGCGUGGUAAAAUCAGAAUCCGCGGAUGCGACGUUUUACGACGAAGACGGGGACGAAAGGCGGGGUCGUAAUAUUCGAGAAAUAAGCAGCGCGGAGGAGGAGGAGGAAGAGGAAGAGGAAGAAAACGAAGAAGACGAAGAGGAAGAAACGAAUGUAAAUGGCGAAAAAGUGGUAAACGAGCUCGCCACGCAGAUGGAGUCAAAAGCUUCGAUCGAUGCCGCAGGUAAAGGCAGAACGAAGCAAAACGAGGUUUUCGAAGGCACAAAAAAACGCCUCUCCGCUGCGCAGCGCAAACAGAUGAAGAAGAAAGGCGGGGGGUUGAACGGUAGCGGUGACGACGUCGACGUUUUUGACCCGCUCAAAGCGGCGGCCGCAGAGGCCGAGAGCAAAGAAACAAGCAUUUCUAACGACGACGAGAUUGAAGAGGACGAAGAAGAGAGCGACAUCGACGACGGGUGUAAAGAAAAGAAAACAAACGACGCCUCGUCCGUCUCGAAUCCCAACAAGCCAAAGAAGCGCGGAAAAUCCGCGAAAGCGAAACGCGCGGCUAAAAAAUACGCCGAACAAGACGACAAAGAUCGCGAACUGGCCAUAAAGUUACUCACGAUGAAGCAAAAAGAGUCGAAGAAAGAUAGGAAGAAAGCAGCUUUAGUGACAUCGUUGAAACCAGAGAUGUCUUCUUCUUCGGAUGCCGCGACGAUGAAAAAGAAGCAAAUCGUCCUUCCCGAAGCGCCGACGCCGGAAAUGCCAAACUUGAAAGAACGCGGCAUUAAACCUUUGGUGUACGAACCACCAGACACCAUCGACGACGACGACAGGAACAGUAGCGACGACGACGAAUCGACGAAAAGUCUCAACAUCGCCGUCAUCCACGAGCGUCGCGAUACACAAACCGAAAUCGCGUUGCGUCAACUCACCGCGCAGCCGUUUGAACUCGACGGCGUGUCCUUUUGUCUCCCCGUCUGCGCCCCGUUUCAAGUCCUCGCGAGUUACAAGUUUCGCAUCAAACUCAUCCCAGGAACGCAAAAAAGGGGUAAAACGGUGAAAGAUUGCGCGAACAUCCUUUUAAAAGCGCCGAUAUAUGCGUCGAACGAGGAAAAAACCGCCGCGCGCGAAGCGCUCGAGACGAAAAUCGAAGAGUGCGCUCGCUCGCUUCCGCUCGGCGGGUGUAAGAUUACGCUGCCUCCGGGCGCGAUGAAAGAGCUCCAAAAACAGCAAAAAGAGAUGAAAAAGAAUAAAGUCAAGACUAAAAAGUCCUAG